AUGUCUGCCCGCCGACCCCAUGGACAAAGCUAUGCCGAUGUUGCGGCGAAGCCUGCCCCAAAGAGUGAUUCUGACAUCACCCCAGCUGUACCAGCAGAUGUGAUUUACAAGCUUCUUGCCUUCACGGCCGCCAUGGUGUUCGGCCCUAUCGGCAUCUAUUUCUUGACAGUGAACACGGUCUUCAGAGGUAACUCAACUUUUGCCGGCAUUGCCGCUGCCGUUACUGCCAACGUGGUCUUAUUUGCGUACAUCUACGUUGCCUGGCUAGAAGACCAGGGCGACAAAAAGGAGGCCGACAAGGCCGAGUCCAAGAAAGCACAGUAG
Messenger RNA from Penicillium cataractarum, 324 nucleotides. RefSeq names its product vacuolar ATPase assembly integral membrane protein VMA21. The coding region runs from base 1 to 324 and encodes 107 amino acids. Gene Ontology annotation, cellular component: endoplasmic reticulum membrane. Gene Ontology annotation, biological process: vacuolar proton-transporting V-type ATPase complex assembly. Lineage: Eukaryota; Fungi; Ascomycota; Eurotiomycetes; Eurotiales; Aspergillaceae. The record is from RefSeq and is a predicted model, not a curated record. The transcript is spliced from 3 exons.